CGCGCAUGGACUGCAUUGGGUUGCUACACUUCGUUGAUCGGCGCUCGCUUUUACCUCGUUAGGUGACCCCUCCAGUUACGGGCGACGACUGUGUGGGUGCCUUUAGGGGAAGCACAACAAAUUCAACAGAAGGAAUAAGGGCAAUUAUUCUGGAGUUUUGGCACGAGCGAGUGAAGUUUCAGUAACUCUUGAAGGAAAGUAGCCAGACCUGUCAAACAUUAACGUCAGAAAUAGUAGUCUAUGUACAACACUGUAUAGAGGUGCCAUCAUGAGGAAGUCUUCUUUUGCAGGAAUUACAAGAACUCCAAGUGGAAAACUACGAAGAACCUCUGAUGCUGGUCAUCCUUUAAAAAGGUCUUUUGAAGUAGAGGAAGGAGAGCAGUCACCAAAUUCUUCCAUUCCCCCAAGACGGAAUCCAAAUAUCAGAUCUGCAGUGUCAACUUCAGCGCAGAAGUUUCAGGAUCUGAGUGCAAAAAAUUUAGAGCAGUCUGCAAGGCAUGCAGAGCCAACCAGCCCUAUUUCUCCCAAGACAUCCUUAAGAAGAACAGAAGUCACUGGACCCAAGGUCAAUGAGCCAAUGUCAAGACGAACUGAGAUUUCCAUAGAUAUUUCCUCCAAACAAGUUGAGAACUCCAGCCCUGGUAUAUCAAGAUUCGGUCUCAGAAAGGCAGAAGUUUCAGGACAUAAGCCUCCAGAACCAGCACCAAGGCGAACAGAAGUCAAUGUAACCAAACCCCAGGAGACAUCUUUAAGGAAACAAGAUGCACAGGCAUCCAAGAUACCAGAACUAACUCAAAAAAGGGCAGAAUCUUCCAGCUCUCCAGUUAAUGAGGGAGUCCCCAAACGGGUAGAAAUUCAAGUAGUAAAGGCUCCAGAAGUACUUGUCACAGCAAGACAAGCGGAGAACUCCAUAUCUCCUCCAAACAAUCCACAAUUCCACCAAGAACAGAAGACACAAACACCAGUACCAGAAACAAUAGCAAGAAGUCAGGAAAGUCUGGAUACAGUGCAUAAUUCCACAAACAACAUGGCAGAGUUUUCUAGAGAUGCAGCUCCUAAGCAGGCGCCUCCAGUGCGAAAUGAGAAACCAGCAUCAGAUUUUGGAUAUGUUGGCAUUGAUGCCAUACUGGAACAGAUGAGGCGGAAAGCAAUGAAACAAGGGUUUGAGUUUAAUAUCAUGGUAGUAGGUCAGAGUGGAUUGGGAAAAUCAACGUUAAUGAACACCUUAUUUAAAUCAAAAGUAAGCCGCAAAUCAGUACAGGGAUUUUCAGAAGAACGGAUUCCCAAAACAAUUGAAAUUAAGACUAUAACACACGACAUUGAAGAGAAAGGCGUUUGCAUGAAACUUACAGUCAUUGAUACCCCAGGCUUUGGAGACCACAUUAACAAUGAAGAAUGCUGGCAGCCAAUUAUGGAGUUCAUCAAUCACCAGUAUGAGACAUACCUUCAAGAAGAGAUCAACAUUAACAGGAAGAAGAGAAUUCCAGACACACGGGUUCACUGCUGUAUUUAUUUCAUUCCGCCAACUGGACACUCACUUCGACCGCUAGAUGUUGAAUUUAUGAGGCGACUGAGCAAAGUGGUGAACAUUGUCCCAGUGAUUGCAAAAGCAGACACACUAACCCUUGACGAAAGAGAAUACUUCAAACAAAGGAUCAGAGAAGACUUGCGAUCCAAUGGAAUUGAUGUUUAUCCACAGAAGGAAUUUGACGAGGAUGAAGAAGACAGGCUAGUUAACGAUAAGAUUAGAGAAAUGAUUCCGUUUGCAGUGGUAGGAAGUGACCAAGAGUACCAGGUCAAUGGAAGACGAAUUCUUGGGAGAAAAACAAAGUGGGGUACAAUCGAAGUUGAAAAUAUUGCACAUUGUGAGUUUGCCUAUUUACGUGAUCUUCUAAUUAGAACACACAUGCAGAAUAUUAAAGACAUCACCAGCAGUAUUCACUAUGAGGCAUACAGAGUGAAUUGCCUAAAAAAGGGAGGUUUGAUUUCCAAUGGCAUAGACGAAUUAGAUGCUGUGUCAAACGAGAUGUGAAAGUACGAGUUCCUGAUCGCCUUUGAUUGUUUACCCAGGACCUUUUCUUAACAUGCUGCCAAUGUUACCUGACCAAAAUGGGAACCUGUCUGUUAGAUGUCUGAUAAAUAUUUCUGCUGCACUGAUAAUGUGUUAACUCUUAAUGCAUUCAUUUCUGUUCACAAAUGUGGCUGAUGAGUGUGCAGGAGGCCUGUGACCUUUUAUUUGCAAAGUAACUCCUGGCUAAGUUUAAAUCACAGUUUGGACUCUUAAGUCACUGUUUAAUCAAAAUGUGUUGCUUGAACCAAGGUAGGAUCUCAAGAGUUUUUAAGAAUGGAAUAAAGUGAUUAGCAUAUUUAAUUUUUCAUGAGUGGAAUUGGUACAGACAGCUCAGUCCCUUUUUCAAAAGGAAUGAGAUCUAAAAUUGGAUGUACAGAUGGUAGCAGUGACUUGUGUCGUUUUAUUAUUUAUGCAAAAAAUCAUGAUUACCAUUGCAAAUUGAGGAACUAGUGAUUGAGAAAUGUUUGCUGUGUAGAGUACCUUCAUUAUAGGUGCUUAGGAUUCUGCAGCAAAAUGUAGAGCUAAUUAACAGAAAAUCUCAGGAGACUGCUACAAGGUAUAUGUUAUGUAACAGUUUAUAGGAACAUGUAAUUAGACAAAUGAUUUUACAAGUUUUAAUGACAGAUUGGGAAGCCAUGAAUAACUGUUUCUGCCUCAGUCACUUGUACUUGGGCAGUCUGUAAUGAUAUCUCAGUUCUAUUCCCUGAAGGAGUAUGGGAACAACUGAAGUAAUUAGAUGACUUCUCUUCACUCGGAAAUCUAGAACUGAAAUAUUUAUUCAUGCAUGCUAGAGAUGGUUUGAAGUCACAUUAUUCUUAUUCUUUAGUUUACAGGAGGCAUGCUUUCAAAGUGUUGCAUUAAAGCACUCAUUUCUACAGUGUUUAUGCAAACUGUCUGUGGAUUAUGAAAUGUUUUUCUUCUGGCAUGUGGGUGGCUUCUCAAUGUACAGCACCAGGUACACUUUUUCUUCUGAGAAAUGGUUUGGAAAUGCAUGGAAAGUAAUAGCCUGGGAGCACUUUCCAUUCGUAGAAAAAAAUACAUAGCCCUAGAGAGCACCUUUUCCACUGUUAAAACUUUCACUUGCAGUUUGUGUAGGGCACCGUGGUUUAACAGAGGGCAGAAAAGACAAAGUCCUGCAGCAGUAUUUUUAUGUAGACCUAAAGCUGUAUAGUAACCAUUAGAGCAACAAUUUUUAUGUCGCAUCACUAUAUUACAGAAAGACUUAAAGAAAUUUUAGCAAUACAGCAGUGUCCUUGUUGUACCAUUCCUUCAUAUGAUAGAAGCACAUUAACAAAGGGCAAGGCGAUGGUGUAUUUUCUUGAACAUUGACAGAUUAGAUCUUUUCAGUAACUGAAAAUUAAGUGAAACAAUGUGUUUCUCCUGUCCACCCUGUUGGCAUCUGCCAUUAUUGAGUGAUUAUGUGCUUUGAUUUCCAGUGGAGCAAAACUGCUUUUGAAAAAUGUAGCUUUGUGCUGUCUUUUGACAUUCAGCUGUUUGUGACAUAGUCAGUGAAUAUGAUAAUUAUAAGCCCAAACAUGUUUCACAGAGAUGCUGCUGCAGUGAUGAGAAAACUCUCCAACCUAGUUUGUUACUUUCUUUGUGGACAUGAGCAUGGUCAUCAAAACAAAAGUACAUAUCGUGUCUGGCUCUUGGCUGCUUUGUGAGCAAUCCAGAAUUGUUUGCUUCCUUGAAGGAAUGGGCUUUUAUGUUACUUCAAAGUGUCUGCAGAUUGAACUCUCUGUUAUCACUCCCCUCAAGUGACUUACUGCCGUCCUGUCCAUAUUAAUUUCUCUGCCUGUUAAGGCUUCAGGUUUUGGGACAGGCUGCAGCUUCCUAUAGCCCUGAACCUGACUACAGCAGAUAGCUGGAGAAUAAUUGGAUGAGUGCAUUGUCUUUAGUUUUGGUGGUUGUUUUGCAAGCCAUUAAAAUAAAGUCAUAGAUCAAAGGUGUCAUUGCUGUCAGGGAGUGUCAAAGCAUUCUGGCUAAUAUGGAAAGAGCCGAUGUUCUGCUUUCAUGCAUUGAGGGAGAACCACUCAAGAAAACAGAAUUCAAAGAAUGUGUCUAGGAAAUUGUUUUUGUAAGUUCUGGGAUAUACUGUUCGAUUUUCUUGGAAUCAAGCAUUUUCAGUAUCAGAGUAUUUAUUAUUAUUUUUUAUUUUUUUUUUACGGUUAACUCAACUUGAUUUUUCUAACGGUACCUGGACAAUUAAAGAAAUUAGAGUAACGCAGGUAAAUUUUACAUCAGCUGUAUCAGUGUUUAACACAGAAUAUUUCUAGGUUGCACACUCCCUUGCAGAUGCUUAGGUAACACAUAACUGUUUGCUGUCAUACAAGCAGUCAGCAGCUGACGUAGCAGUUCAACUUGAUUAGCCUUCAUGCAGUAAUUACUUGUUAAGUUGUGGGAGCAUGACUGCUCCACGGUGUGUAAACGUUUGCAGGUCAUCUGACUACUGUGCUGCAGUGAUGAGAUGUCUUGCUGGUUUUCCUUUCAAUGCAGAGUGGGAAUCUAAGAUGGUUUUAUAUGUUAUGUUAUUAGGACACAAUUUGCACUGAUUGAGGUUAUGCAAUAAGCCUAGGGCUUAAAAGUCGCCAUCUUGAAUAGGACUAAUGUAUGUAGAUGAGAGAAAUAUAUGUUUGAUAUAAAAUUAAAAACUACUGCAUUGCUGUAAGACAUCAGCAUGUGAUUCUCUGCCAUUGUAGGUUUCAGUUUUUGUUGGAAACCCAUGAUAUGCAAUUGCUUGGGUACCAGGCACAGACUGCAGGAAAUGUAAUGUUAUGCUAAAUUACUUUUAUUCAUUUUAACUUGUCAGUAUUCGUUGCUCCAGUUCCUUGAUCGGUAAUGAGAUUAUUGCUACAGAGUAUGAAGGGUGACUGUGUAGUAAUGGUGUUUUGUGGCUGAGUAAAUGAAUGUGUAUGACUAAGAAUGUGUGUAGUAAAGAGAGUCCAUUGACUGUAGUGGUAAAUAGGCAAAGCAUGCAGAAUUGUUGGUGAAUUUUGUAGUAGAGUUAGGGUUAGGGAGUUGCCUUUCCCUUUAAUAUGAAAGUCAGUUUGGGAGGAACAAACUUUGGAAGAGCAUUUCCAUCUUCUAACUGUCCAUCUUUAUUGUUAUCUGUCUAAUUUUGUGACCCAUCAGUCCUGCUAUUUUUAAACUGAGUAGUUAAUAUUUUUCUAGACUGAUUAGAGCAGGUGAUGAUAGCCACUACGAAAUGAGAAGCUGUAUGUACUUCCUGCUGAAUUCUCUUCAUUGCAGUAGCCUACAUAACUUUGUGCAUAGAGCCCUCAUCUGUUGAAUGAUGCAUCUUGAUUUAUGUCAUGGCAGAGGUUGAAUAUUCAGGUGAGGCACAGAGUAGAUUCUGGUUGUGAUCUCCUGUAAGCUACAGCACUGCGAUUCAGACUUCGGGUACUUGUUUUCAUUCCACAUUGCUAAAAAAUGGCUGUUGACUUCUAGUGUUUUAAUACCACAAGGCUGCCAUGUGGCAUUUGUUUUUAGGUAGGAUCAGUCAGAUAUGACAGAAAAACCUUUCCUAAGUGCCUUAUUGCCUGCACCUCUGUUGUGGCUUGAACAUUGGACCCUAAUGUUAAAUUGGCCACAACCUUGAUUGACUUAAUUUCACAAGUUACGUACUUUUUCAUUUCUCACACUUUCAGUACAUGCUCUCUUCCUUGGUUAUGAUUAGCACAGCUAAGAAGAUAAUCCCUUGCAGGAGAUUCUGGUUAGAUUUCCCCUCAGUGAUGCUUUUUGUCAAGCCAUCUUUGAGAAUGAAGUCGUGACUGCAUUAAAAUAGAGACUACAUUAAAACAGAACACGACUUUGGAAGCAUUAAAAUAGAGACUACAUUAAAACAGGACAUGACUUUGGAAGCUUCUUGUACUCUGAAUAAGUCAAGGUUCAAGGAGGAGCAAACUAGCAACACCUUAUCUGUGGCUUAUAGAGGCCACAUUUUCUUUGUUGUUGGGUUACUUGACUGAUUGUAGGAUGUGAGAAUGUACAAGGAAUGCAUCCACAAACAUUGCAGAACACUACUUUUAGAAGGAUAGCUUAAGUCCAAACUAGCAUUUGAUUCACUCUUUGAGGUAAACCUUGGGUACCAGAUCACUAAACUGUUCACAUGCUGAGCCACAGUCUUCAAAAGACAGCCUCUCUUUCACAGUUCUGCUUCCUCUUUGAUGGCCUAUUGUCUGUAGCUUUUAGGGUCCCUUUCACUGCUCAAGAGAUGUAUGUCGUUGGGGCCACCUUAAACUUGCUUAGUCCACAACUGCUUACUAGUACAAACACCCUUUCACACUUCUUGCCCAGGUUAUGUAUCAGAUGAAAAUACCCAGCAGUAAGUUUUCUGCAUUUUAAGGCCCCCACUUCUUUUAUUAGGAGGAUCUUUGAGUGAUUUACAGACUGUGAAUCCCUAUUCAUUAUUGAGAUCGGAGAAGCCACUAUGUCAUGAGAAGUCUAGGCACUAAGACUGACAUCAUUAAUACUUGUGACAUAGAUUGCUUUCAAUUCCAGGUAAAUAAAUAGCCAGUUGAUCAGCUUUAUGCCAGCAUUCUCCUGAUUCUUGUGUGGAGGAGGUCUUGGAAGCUGCUACACAUUUCUUGAAAUGGAUAACUUUGCUUUAUGUGCCUGAAUGUGCUGCUAACUGACAGUUUUUUUUAGCUUGCUAGCCUGUUGAUGCCAUGGUUAUUUUCUUCUCCUUAGAUGUGUCGAUUUGUUGUUCUCUGUAUGUUGUACUCUGUGGUUGCACAUUCAUGAUCACUGAGAGUGCAGAACUGAGGUUGAGGAUUUGAUGCCAUUCUCAUCUGGGACUGUAUUUUAACCCAUCUACCACCGCAACUAAUCUACGACUUUCAUUCUUUCCUGUCAUCAUGUAGUACUUUAAUCAGAAUUUUGAAGCCAUGGUAAAGGCAGUUGUGAUGAUAAAGCAUCGUUGGUGACCUUGUUUGCCCACUGCACAGCUUAUCUUUAUCAGUUGUAAAAUAAGAUGGCGGCUUCCUUUGGACUUGUAUUCACAAAUUUUGUGAAGGAUUAGGAAAUUUCAGUCACUGGAAGUGGCUGUACAACUCCUGCAUUUCUGCAAGCUAAAAAAGGCUACAUCUUUCAACAUGUGCCAUUUAACUUUUAAUCUGACAUAGGACCAGAGAUCUGGAUUCAUCAGUGUGACUCUUAUCCAAUAAGAGUUAUUUUAUAGCUGGCAAACAUGUUAGGAUCUGUCUCACUUUUAUUUCACUCUGCUGAACUCGAGUCUCAUUUACCUCCAGUAGCAUAAAAGCUAACAGUCUGACAUUAUCCAAGGAUUUUAAUAUUCUUUUCCCUGUAGACCAUGUUCAGUGUCAUUGAUGGCUAUGUAUCAUUACCAUGAUAUCCUCAGGGUACAUUGGGUCUAGUCUUAAGUGUUUACACAGAUGUUUCUGUGUGUGGACCCUGUAUAAGUACAGUGAAAUAGUUGCCUCCGGUAUUCCUGUACUGAAGGCAGUUUCAGAGUUUCAUCUAAACUGAGUGACCAGUCUCAAAAGCCUGCUUUGCUAUGAUGAAUAUUAUUAGUGUGCGUAAUGAACAUGUUACACACCUUUGGCCUGAAUUUGGUCCAUGCUUUUGACAUGGAGCUCCUGGAAGGAAUUUCUUCAAAAACAUAUUACAUUGCUAAUAUUUGAAUGUAGCCAAUAAUCAGAAGGUUUGUGUUUUUCUGCAGCCUGCACCAGGGGCUGGUUUAAUAGUGUUUGUAGGCCAUACAUCAUACCUUACCAGGUUUGCCUUAUGUUCAGUGGCUAGACAGUUACCUUAUCAGGGAUAUCUGUGUGGAAGUCACUUGGAAAUCAUCCUUCACUUUCUUCUACUGUUAUAUGUCUAGUCUUGGUGCCACUGUAAACUUCUAGGUGUUAGUAUUCCAAGGGUUGUGGAUGUAAGUUUUUUUGUGGAACUUGUCUGAUGUAUUACUAGAGAGGUGUCUAAAAGUGUGGAUGUGGUGCUUUAUGUGUACAACUGUAUAACAGGACUGCCCACCCACAAGCAUGAAUACAAAUGUAUAAUACGCAUGUAUGUGUGUCUGGUGCGUGAUCCAAAGUAAUCCAAGACUAGGAACACUUGUUGCCAGUUGGUUGGACUAAUAUAUAAUUUUUGUCAUCCAAGUUCUUAAUAGCAUUUACAUACAUUUCCUGUCAUACAGAUAGCUACAAUUUGUGUAGCAAGGCAGCUAAUUGUCUGGCUAAUGCACUUUAGUUUCUUAAAGGUUUUGCAUAUAUUCCUUUUAGAAGUCCAUAACAGUGGUGUGAACAGUAGCCAACUGAGCAGUGCUUAAUAGAGCACAGAUGGUGUAGCUUGCAUGUAACUAAGCAUGCAGUUUAUUACUACUCUGAAUAUACUGCACUGUGGAAAACAAGUAAUCACUUCUCUAUGCAUGCACUCACCUUUGCAUAACAAACUCAAGAGGUGUGUGCAAUUUGGAGUUGGGACUGAUCUUUGAUGCAACUUUCUUUGAUGGAAAGGACUGAUUUGGGAAACAGUUGUGCUGAGAUAAUGGUAAAUGUGUCUGCUUCAUUAGAAAUAUCUGUCAAAGAUUUCCAGUAGAAAGGAUGAGUUUAAGCCAGUAGCUUUUUUUUUUUUUUGGUGGAUUGCAUUUCCAGGAGUUAUAAUUCAUACUUUAUACCCUUUAAGCUGCUAUACUAAUGCAAGUACUGUUUGAAUGCAUUUAAUAGAGGAAACCACCCUAAUAACUUUAUUUUAUUAUCAUGAUGUAAGUAAGGAAUUUGUGAUUUACAUUUUAGGGAUAAAUACCGAAACAGAAAUGCAUUCUUCACUGUUACGUUGAUUUCUAAACAUGUCACUGCUAUGACUUUUAUAUGAAAAGGCUACAGAGAUCAAAACAAAUGUUCUCACAGUAAAAAUAUUUCAAUAAAUCUUUUUCUAUUUUGUUUUAAAGCUCAUUGCAAUUUAACUAGUCUUGCUUAUGCACAAGGUCCUACUUUUCUUACUCUUGAAGGUGAUACUGAUCUAACCUUGCUUAUUUCGGGCAGAAUCUAGCACAUUUGGGAGAUGGUUGUUACAAAAGAGAUGAAAAGCUGAUUUCAUAACAUCAGAAAAUGGGUUUAAAUUGGAAAGAUCUGUUAAAAGUGUGCAAUUGUACUUUGUGUUCCAUUCCUGCCCUUUCCAAAGGUUUCUGGUGGAAACUUGCCCAGUUUUGUCUCCAUUAGAGACACAGAAGGACAGCCAUUUUGCAGCUGUCCUUUGUCAUACACUGGUACCCUGAAGUAUUUGUUUGAGCUGCUCUCAGAAAAAAAUUAAGAAUGUAUGUAAAAUGCUAGCCUGAGUUUAUCUCUGCAUUUGCUGAACUGUAAAAUCAAGCAUAAUUUGCAAAUAUCUGUUUGCCAGCAUCCAUUACUAUUACGCUAUCACACAAUGACAGAAUAAGUCACCAAUAUUUAUUUUAUUUAUUGACAUUUGUUGACUGGGAAGGUCCACUGGAUCAAAGAUCCAUUUUCAGUGGAGGCCUGGGGGGAAAAGCUCCAAAAAAUAGUGUCACAUUAAACAAAGUUAGUGAAAAACUUAAAGCAGUUUAUGAAGAUUUUUACAUAGACAAACUAAAGAUUUUUUUACAUAGACAACAGAUUACAACAUUGAGGCAAAAUACAGUUUAUAACAAAACAAGUAUGGAUUCCAUCAAAUUCUGUCUGCUCAACUUUUAUAAAUUGUACAGCAUAGAAAGGAGAUUGCCAUUCUUAGGUUUGAGAGUCAAUUUGUGUGCAUGUGCAAUACAUUUUAUUUUUGGAAUAAUGUCCAAUGUUGUACCUGUUGUUAGUACAUGAGAUGCUCAGAAUAAGACCACAGUCAGUUUGUGAUGGAGUUCAAACGAGGUGCCAAGAGUAUAGCGCUUGUGAACAGAAUUUUUCUUGAUAACAAAAUGCAUAUUUUUGUUACUAAAUACUAUCAAUCUCCCACCCAUGUAGAGGUUUGUCUAAAGGAUGUCAAACAACUGUUCUGUAUUUAUUUUCUGUAAUUAUGCAAUGUGUUGCCAUUCUGCAAAAUAUUUCUGGAUCUGCUAUGCAAUUAAGAAAAGAAAUGGGAUGUUUACUGGAUUGAUAUACUGUAUCUGUAGGACUGUCUGUUUUGGGUGCAUAUAAAUGUUGGUUGCUUCUUUCCAGUACAAUCAUGUAUAUUUAACUGACUUAAAAUCUGGUUAUUUCUUCAUUUAGACUUCACUGUAAGUAUUGUGAAAUAUGAGGUAUAGGACAAAGCAGAUAAGAAUUGUAUCUUCUUCUGUCUCGCCUUGUAUUACUUUAUUAUUCAUGCUGCUUAGUGUUGGAUAUGUGGGCUGUGCCCCACAAGGUUUGCAUGUAUGUAUAUAAUCAAAAGUCAUUUUUUGAGCAAAGUUAGUAUUAUGGUGUUGUUGGUACACAGUUUAACAUUUCAAAGGACAGAAGCACAAAUUUGUUAUAUUUCAAGUCCUCCAAUCAGACACAUUUUUUUCAUCCCUUAACAUAUGUUGCAGUGUCAUAAGAACAACAUUUCUGUAUAAUGUUCUCAAGUCUCAUAACAUGAAACUUUUUCUUGUCUGACCUUUCAUCUUUAGUGAUUAUGAAACCUACUGCCUGGUAACUUGAGGACUUGAUUAAUAGUCUUACUGAGAAAAUAGUUUAGCCAUUCAGUCUUUAACUGUUUCUGAUCAUUUGUCAGAUCAAUUGCUUUAUGAUAUUUGAUUUCUGUCAACCAUUCCAGACAUUUACUAUAGCUAUGUUUGUGAAUCAUACUGCAAAGGUACAUAAUUCUACAGUGAGUGAGGUCGGCACUGUCCAGUGUUUUUUUUUUCCUUUUGUAUUUAUAUAUCUAUCUAUCUAUCUAUAUAUAUAUAUAUAUAUAUAUGUAUAUAUAUAUAUAUAUAUAUAUAUAUAUAGUUAGAUAGAGAGAGAGAGAAAUCUCUACUAUUCCUUCAUAAGCAGGGCUUUUGCUGAAACAAGGACUUAAAAUAGGAGCAGCGUUCUAAGUGCCUUUAAUGUUUGGGCAUUCUUGGCCACAUUCUUGACAGUGUUCAUUUACUGACCCACCACAGACCCCAGUAAAUACACACAUACCAUCUUGAUUCUUGUCACAGCUUUUUAGAAACAAUUGCACAAAGUCCUGGCAACAGAUGCCCAGUCAGAAGAUGGACUGGAGAACAUUAUGUGCUACUAGCUUUACAUAUAACUUGGCAGGUAUUGCUCAGUGCCUAUGGCAAUUUUUUUUACUCCUAUGUAUAAGAAUAUGAAACAAGAUACCAUUUCAAAUGUUUGUUGCACUUCCAUGGCUUUUAGUUUUUAAAUGAAUACAGUCUGUGUUAACUCAGUGGGGAAAAUGCAAAUUAUUUUCUUGUAAUGAUUUAAUAUUUUGAAGAAGUGUACAAAAACAGAUUAAAGCGUAUGUUAAUCUUUUGUUUUUGUUUUUCAUUAAAAGGUCUAAUAAUA
This is a messenger RNA of Protopterus annectens (West African lungfish), 11493 nucleotides long. RefSeq names its product septin 9 (gene SEPTIN9). Gene Ontology annotation, cellular component: cell division site; septin complex; septin ring. Gene Ontology annotation, molecular function: GTPase activity; molecular adaptor activity; GTP binding. The record is from RefSeq and is a predicted model, not a curated record. NCBI's taxonomy places the organism in Eukaryota, Metazoa, Chordata, Ceratodontiformes, Protopteridae. The transcript has 12 exons. The coding region runs from base 269 to 2032 and encodes 587 amino acids. Gene Ontology annotation, biological process: cytoskeleton-dependent cytokinesis.